AUGAGCAUGGUUCAUAACGAUGAUGAAAAGUAUAACCCCUUCAAGACAACCCUACCUCGUACCUAUCCACCUGUGCCUGAUACUGCAACCCACUGUAGUACUAGACCCAUCACAGACAACAUGUUAUUCCGACUUCAUCUCCACGGUGGCCGGAAGCGCGUGAUUCCUCAUGUCGAGGGUAACUGGCCUACACACAUCUAUCUUGAAUGGUAUCCGUCCAAACAAGAGCUGCGCGUCCUCGAAGAUGUCGUAUCGCAACUGGAGGGUAUAUGUUCGAAAAGCUGCGUGAAGAUACACAGCCUACUUCGAAGUGACCUUGGCGUGCAAUUACCGCUCCACAUUAGUCUUUCUAGGCCGGUUGUGCUUCGAACUGAACAACGCCACUCUUUUUUGGAGCUGUUCCAAUCUAGCCUUGAAGGCUCUAACAUUCCAGUGUUUGAUGUUUCCACGGAGAGUCUUCGUUGCGUCUCUAACUACGAAAAGACGCGAUGGUUCUUCGUUCUACGGGUGAAAAAGCCAGAAUCAGAUAGCUUGAACCGCUUGUUGAAACUUUCGAACCGCUCGUUGGCUCGGUUUGACCAGCCACCAUUGUACGAGGGUUCGCGAUCGAAUGAGGCUAAAGGACGACAACACCCUUCGAACAGUCAGGAUAGUCGUGCGGACUAUUCAGACUGCUUCCAUAUCUCUAUUGCGUGGAGCUUGACAGCCCCGUCAGCUGAAGAUACAGAGCGGCUCGCGAACCUGGACCUUCAAAAUCUAAGCGGUCUCCGCAUCGGCUUUGACUGCGUGAAGGCAAAGAUUGGUAAUAACAUCACGAGUAUACCGCUGUCGACUGGGGUUGUGGGAUGA
Molecule: messenger RNA, 849 nt
Organism: Aspergillus terreus NIH2624
Lineage: Eukaryota; Fungi; Ascomycota; Eurotiomycetes; Eurotiales; Aspergillaceae
Product: HVSL domain-containing protein
Exons: 5
Coding region: 1-849 (282 amino acids)
Biological process (GO): U6 snRNA 3'-end processing
Cellular component (GO): nucleus
Molecular function (GO): 3'-5'-RNA exonuclease activity
Source: RefSeq, a predicted model, not a curated record